AUGGGUGUGAGAGGAGAACAACAACAACAUCUGUUAACAUCAACCUCAGAACAAAACCAAGAAGAAGAAUUAAAUGCAAGUAGUUUGCUUAGACAAACAUGGUUAGAGUCGAAGAAAUUGUGGGCAAUUGCUGGACCCUCCAUUUUCAGCAGGCUUGCCAUGUUCUCUAUGACUGUCAUAACCCAGUCCUUCUCCGGCCACCUCAGUGACCUCGACCUCGCCGCCAUUUCCAUCGCCUCCACCGUCAUCAUCGCCAUCACUUUCGGUUGCUUGUUGGGUAUGGCGAGUGCACUUGAAACUCUAUGUGGCCAAGCAUAUGGGGCCAGACAGUACCACAUGUUAGGCAUUUACUUGCAACGUUCUUGGAUAGUUUUGUUCUCGUGUUCGAUUUUAUUACUUCCCUUGUUCUUGUUUGCAACGCCAAUACUAAAGCUUAUGGGCCAAACCGAUGCGGUGGCGGAGCAGUCGGGUGUGGUGGCAAUGUGGUUGAUUCCGAUGCACCUGAGUUUCCCAUUUCAGUUCACGUUGCAGAGGUUCUUGCAGAGCCAAGUGAAGACUUGGGUUCUUGCUUAUAUCUCGGGGGGUGCUCUUGCACUCCAUGUGUUUGUUAGUUGGUUUUUUGUGUAUAAGUUAAGAGUGGGGAUUGUUGGGGCUGCCCUUACGCUUGAUUUCUCGUGGUGGGUGACUGUUUUGGGACUUUUUGUGUAUGUUGUAUGUGGUGGGUGUGCUGAUUCGUGGACUGGUUUUUCGGGUCAAGCUUUCGUUGGGCUUUGGGAGUUUUUUAAGCUCUCUGUGGCUUCUGGGGUUAUGGUCUUGUUGGAGAAUUUUUAUUACAGGGUAUUGAUUAUAGUGUCAGGGUAUUUGCACAAUACUGAGGUUGCAGUUGAUGCACUUUCGAUCUGCAUAACUAUCUUUGGCUGGGAGUCGAUGAUUCCUCUUGGAUUUCUGGCUGCUGCUGGGGUACGUGUAGCAAAUGAGCUUGGUGCAGGCAAUGCAAAAGGUGCAAAAUUUGCCACUACAAUCUCAGUGUUGUCCUCCUUAAUGGUUGGACUCCUAUUUUGGUCAAUAAUCAUCGCCUUCCCUGAGAAUCUUGCAAUGAUCUUUACCUCCAGCACUUCUGUUAUUGAAAUGGUCAAUGAUUUAGCAGUCUUGUUGGCGUUCACUAUUCUUUUCAAUUGCAUUCAACCUGUUCUUUCGGGUGUGGCUAUUGGAUCUGGUUGGCAAGCUAAAGUGGCUUUUAUAAACAUAGGUAGCUACUACUUAGUUGGGGUCCCUCUCGGGGUUCUCUUGGGUUGGUCGCUUCAUUUUGGAAUUACGGGUAUCUGGACUGGAAUGAUUAGUGGAACUGUGGUUCAGACAUUUAUAUUAGCUAUAAUCACACUGAGAUGCGAAUGGGAAAAAGAGGCACAAAAAGCUCAGAUACUUAUAACAAAGGAGGCAGCUUCCAGACACUAAUCUCAUCUCAACAAGUGCACAAUUUAUGUGGCCAUGUGAUGUUUCUCUAUCCGAAGUGGUUGUUCAUUUGCGGGCAAUAUUCUCCAAAGACAGAUCAGCAAAGACUAUUUUCUACUCACUGUUGAUGAAGAAAACCAGGUGAACCUCAUGAAUGUUAGGCCGUGAUUCUCUGUCUGACCUUGACAGAAUGACUUGCUAUGCUGUACUGCGUCAAACUUGUGAAAUUAUGUUUGGCUAAAGUUUGCAGCUGCUUUUUUUUUUUUUUUCCCUUAUAAAUUCAAUGCUAUGAAACUGGGAAAUGUUGGUAAAUUAAUUAGGCCAAACUGUUAAAAAAAACUGAAAUACGAGCUGUCCAAAAUUUGAUUUAAGUUGUAACAACAUUCGUCUUAGUAAUCUUAACUUCAAAGUUAACAGUUCUGCAU
Messenger RNA from Quercus lobata, 1877 nucleotides. Its product is annotated as protein DETOXIFICATION 27-like. The transcript is spliced from 9 exons. Gene Ontology annotation, biological process: xenobiotic detoxification by transmembrane export across the plasma membrane. The record is from RefSeq and is a predicted model, not a curated record. NCBI's taxonomy places the organism in Eukaryota, Viridiplantae, Streptophyta, Magnoliopsida, Fagales, Fagaceae. Bases 1 to 1455 code for a protein of 484 amino acids. Gene Ontology annotation, molecular function: antiporter activity; xenobiotic transmembrane transporter activity. Gene Ontology annotation, cellular component: membrane.